Ambispora leptoticha is the source of this 825-nucleotide messenger RNA. Lineage: Eukaryota; Fungi; Glomeromycota; Glomeromycetes; Archaeosporales; Ambisporaceae. The record is from the annotation of a GenBank genome assembly.
AUGUACCAGCCUGAAAAAACUCUAUUGUACGAAUACAAAUAUUAUUUGUGCACUGGUUCGAGUAUUGUUCCUACCUUGCAAAAAGGAAUAGAUACAACUAGAGUAGAGCUAUUUUCAAAUAAUCCUUGCACAGUAUACGUUUACGAUCGAGCAUGCUACCAUCAAAUAUCCAAAUACAAUACAAAACUUGAAGCAGCACAAGCUUUUGAAUGUUCAGUCAAUGAACUCGAAAGUUUUAUUGAUAAAUAUAUAUUGUUCAAAAAUAAAUAUUUCUUAACAAGUAAAUCGCUCUCUCCAGAUUAUCAAAAAAAAACCCAGGACGAUUCAGAUGCAGAUGACGCCUCAAGCGGUAGCGAUGAUAGUUCUAAAAGUGAUGAUGAAAGUGACGAUGAACCUCCUUUUCGGGAGACUGAUUUUCAGGAACCUGAUGGAUUUCGAAAUUGUCGAGAUUUUCCAGCUCUUGUUGAGAGAUCAAAAAGAUAUAAAAAAGGCAAACCUUGCAAAAUUAUCGGAUUGGAUGCACUGGGCCAAGAAUACGCAAGUAAAACCGUAACAUAUUAUCGUUUGAAAAAGUAUGGAGAAGAUUGUUAUUCGAAAAAGACAUGUGGGGAAGAAAUGAAAACACUUGUCGAAGAAGACAAUUCGGGGCCUUUAGAUCUUCCACCUUUAGAACUCUUGGAAGCAAUUAAUAAAUUUGCGGCAGAUCAUUUCAAAAAAAAUGAUUUAAAAGAUAUGUUUGGAAAAAUGAAUGGUACUGCGUUAGUAGCAAUAGGAAUUAUUAUACAAGAAUAUGUGCGAAAUAUUAUGCUAAAACCACCUGAAUGA